AUGAAGACAAAUGGAUACAAACAGGGAAAUGGUGAUCACACCCUAUUCAUUAAGCAGAGAGAUGGCCUGGUGAGUCUUCUUCUUGUGUAUGUUGAUGAUAUGAUAGUCACAGGUGACGAUGAAGAAGAGAAAAAGAAGAUGAAGGAGAGGUUAGCUGCUGAAUUUGAUCUUAAAGAUUUGGGUAAACUAAGGUACUUUCUGGGGAUAGAGAUUGCUCGGUCAGAGACAGGGUUGGUUAUGAGCCAAAGGAAAUACACUCUGGAUCUUCUAAAGGAGACAGGCAAACUUGGAUGCAGACCCUUUCAAACUCCAAUGGAGUCUGGUACAAAGAUAAGCAUCAAAACUGGCAACAUCCUAGAUGAAGAAGGAAAAGGGUGGUAUCAGAGGCUGGUUGGUAAGCUCAUCUAUCUUACUCUUACUCGCCCUGAUAUUACUUAUGCUGUGAAUGUGUUGAGUCAGUUUAUGCAUGCUCCUACUGAUUGUCACUGGAAGAGUGCAGAAAGAGUGUUGGGGUACCUAAAGAAUAACCCAGGAAAAGGAUUACUCUAUACUCAGCAAGACCAACUUAAUAUUGAAGGAUACUCUGACGCAGAUUGGGCCGGGUGUACUGAUACUAGGAGGUCUACCACAGGGUACUGCAUCUUUCUGGGAGGUAACCUGGUUGUAUGGAGAAGUAAGAGGCAAGAAGUUUGCUCUAGAUCCAGUGCUGAGGCUGAAUACAGGGCUGUGGCUAUGGGAGUUACAGAAAUGUUAUGGUUAAAGAUUUUCCUAGCAGAUAUUGGUGUUGAAACAGAAGAGAAGAUGAGGAUGUACUGCGACAACAAGUCUGCAAUUAAUCUUGCGAAUAAUCCCGUUUUGCAUGACAGAACUAAACAUGUGGAGAUUGAUCGCCACUUCAUACGGGAACGCAUAGAUUCAAAGGAGUUGAUCCUACCUUAUAUGAAGUCUGAAGAUCAAAUUGCAGAUGUUCUAACCAAAGCCUUAUGUACAUCUCAAUUCGAGAAAAAUGUAAGCAAGCUAGGCAUGUUUGACAUGUAUGCCAAGCUUGAGGGGGAGUGUUAA
Molecule: messenger RNA, 1062 nt
Organism: Nymphaea colorata (pocket water lily)
Lineage: Eukaryota; Viridiplantae; Streptophyta; Magnoliopsida; Nymphaeales; Nymphaeaceae
Exons: 1
Coding region: 1-1062 (353 amino acids)
Source: RefSeq, a predicted model, not a curated record